Nasonia vitripennis (jewel wasp) is the source of this 3942-nucleotide messenger RNA. RefSeq names its product ETS-like protein pointed (gene pnt). The record is from RefSeq and is a predicted model, not a curated record. Gene Ontology annotation, biological process: regulation of transcription by RNA polymerase II; cell differentiation. The transcript has 9 exons. Gene Ontology annotation, cellular component: nucleus. Bases 563 to 2578 code for a protein of 671 amino acids. Gene Ontology annotation, molecular function: DNA-binding transcription factor activity, RNA polymerase II-specific; sequence-specific DNA binding. Lineage: Eukaryota; Metazoa; Arthropoda; Insecta; Hymenoptera; Pteromalidae.
UCACUCUCUCGCAGCGCCGAAAUUCACGCGCUGCAGCAUCAUCGACGAUUCGCUCUCGUUCGAGCGUCGGAGGACUCACUUUCCGAGUUUCCCCCUCCUCACUCGGCUCGCCGACUGUGUACACCGCGUCGCACGCACGCGGUGCACUGGCUCGCGUGCUGCUGCUGCCGUUUCUCUCUCCUCGGUUCGCGCGACUCGCAGCAGCAGCAGCAGCAGCAGCGAGUUUACCUGCGGCAUCGGCGACGUUCGGACUGAUUUCUACGGCAUCGAGUGCAGUGAAAAUCUGGAUGUGUGCGUGAGGUGCCCGAUGGCUGGAGCGUCUCCUCGGCUGCUUUCGGAUGGAGCCGAUCACGGCGCUACCAGGCUACAACCGCGCCGAGUCUAGAAUGAGACUCGAAGGCGGAUAACGGCGCGUCCCGCGCUAUCGUGCGCUGUGAUACGUACACUCUUUGUUCGUGCCACCAGUGUAUAGAGAGAGAGAGAGAGAGAGAGAGAGAGAGAGAGAGAGAGAGAGAGAGAGAGAGAGAGAGAGAGAGAGAGAGACAGACAGAUAUAGUGGUUUAUGAAUCGUGCCGCGCAGAGACUCAUGUACGUGGACUACGGGACGACGGCGGCCGAGGCAGCAGUGGCAGCAGCGGCGCACGCCGGCAUGGGAAUCAAGGCCAUGAAGCCCUUUGGCAGACCCAGAGGUAGCCUCCUAGAUAUCCCGGCGCAAGUGCCGCCGCUUACGCCCGGAACCAACAAGAAGAUGACCGAGGCCUUGAAGGCCUCCUUCGCAUCGUGGGAAAAGGAACAAAUUCGCUUGAAUAUAACCAAAGAUCCACGGCAAUGGUCGGAAUCGGCGGUGGCGAACUGGCUGCAGUGGGCCAUCCGUGAGUUCUCCCUCGAGGGAGUGGCCAUGCAGUCCUGGCAGCACAUGACCGGUAAGCAGAUCUGCGCCAUGGGCAAGGAGUCCUUCCUGGCGCGCGCCCCUGCCUUCAUGGGCGACAUCCUCUGGGAACACCUCGAGAUACUCCAGAAAGACGUGGAUCUCGAAAAGGCCUCGCUGGAGAACAUGCCGGCGAACCUGUACGAGAGCGUCUGCGUGCCGGACUUGGGCGAGUUCCUGGGCUACCAGGCGAGCGCCAGCACGACCCCGGCGGCCAGCGACAGCAAGGUCCCCGUCGGCAACUCGAGCGGCUCGACCGCGACUCGAUCACCGGCUCCUGCAGCCGCGGCAGCAACAGCACCGGCGGCGAACCCAAGCGCGAUAUCGGCGCCGUCGCCGAUCGCCGUGCCCAUGGGCCCGCGACAGUUCCACAACGACGGAGGCUACCACCACCUACGCAGUCCCGCCUGCAGCCAGCAGGAGCAGCAGCAGCAGGACAGUCGGCGGAGGGAAAGCUCACCCCCGGCCCAGCAGCAGCAACAGCAGCAGCAAACGGCCGGUAACAGUUCGACACCCGGAGCGUUGCAGCCCAGCCAGCAGCAGCCAGCCAGCAAUAACCCCGGUACCCCGACUAACAACAAUAACAAUACCAACGCCCAUAACAACAACAACAACAACAACACGACGAGCAACGCGUACAUCGCGCUGAGGAACCUGAACCACCUCAAGACGGAGUCGACGUACGCGAGCCACCAGGGCACGACCGAGGCCCACCUGCAGCCGAGUAACGGCGAGCUGGGCUCCGCCGGCGAGGUCGACCUGCGCUCCUCGGCCAACGAGGGCUACCUGCCCCCGGGUCACUAUUCCGGCUACGACGAGCCCUCGGACUACCACGGACUCGGCGCCGGGCCCGACGGCCACCACCCGAGCCAUCCCUACGGCCUCGAUGGCUCGCCCGAGUUCUACGGCCAGCCCGGCAUUCAACUCGAGCCCAAGUACCAGCCGCCGCCCUUCAAGAACUACCCUCGCAGUCGCUAUCACGACAGCUACAGCGAGGGCGGCUACGGCCAGUACGACGCGACGCCGUUCCAGACGGUACCCGGCAGCACCGGCCCCGGAGGUGGCGCCAGCGGCGGUGCUGCUCCCGGCGGCAACCCCGUGUCCAGCGUCGGCGAACAAUGGGCCGUCGGCCCGGUCGGCGAUCACCUCGCCCACCAUCCGGCCUUCCUCGCCGGCCUGGGACAGCGAGACUCGACCAACUCGUCCCAUCAUCCGGCCAACAUCGGCCAGCAGAACCAGGAUCAUCAGAAGCCCCUGCUGCCCAGCGCCAUGCUCGCUGGCUACACGGGAGGUGGUCCUUGCUUCACGGGCUCGGGACCGAUUCAGCUGUGGCAAUUUCUCCUCGAGCUACUCACCGACAAGAGCUGCCAGGGCUUCAUCUCGUGGACCGGCGACGGCUGGGAAUUCAAGCUGACCGAUCCCGACGAGGUGGCUCGUCGCUGGGGCAUUCGCAAGAACAAGCCCAAGAUGAACUACGAGAAGCUCAGUCGCGGGCUGCGCUACUACUACGAUAAGAACAUUAUUCACAAAACGGCUGGCAAGCGUUACGUUUACCGCUUCGUCUGCGAUCUCCAGAGUCUCCUAGGAUACAGUCCGGAAGAAAUGCACGCGAUGGUGGAUUUGAAACCCGAGAAGAAGGAGGAAGACUGAGCUCUUUAACCCCUUGGGACACGUUGCAGCACCGAAGACGAGUGUCGAUGACGUUGGUCGGCCACGCGACAACCUAUUCUUCGGCUAUGGAUCAUUAAGAGACAAAAAAAAGGAAGAAUAACUGAAAGUGUAAACACGGGCUGCAUUGAACGAAGAAGAAGGAGAGUAUUACUAUUAGAAGCGCGUGAGCAAAGUAUAUAUUGUUCGAGAUAAGCGAGAGUGAGACAUUAUUACGUGUGCGUGCGAAAGAGAUAAACAGUGGAGAGCGAGAGAGAGAGAGAGAGAGAGAGAGAGUGUGCGCAAGAGGCGACAUAAGGAUGCCGUGAGAUUUUCCCCUAGAUUAAAACUAUAAAUAAAUAAUUAAAAAAAAAGCAAUGAAGGGUCAGCGCCGAAUGACGUAGGUACAUUCCGUGACUGCUCCCUCUUCUUCUUCUUCUUCUACUUGUUCUAUACUUCUUCUUCAAAGAGAGCGAGAGAGAAAAAAUGAUGCAAUGAAAUUGAAUCGGUCGUAUGUACCAAAGACAGGGUCCGCAUACCAUUGGUGCCUCAAAGUAAUAAGCUAAAAUGUGAAAUCUUUUUUUUUCGAUCGACGAUCGAUUUGCCACACAAGAUUUUAGAAGAUAUUUAUAGGAAUAACUCGAAGACAGUUUAUACAUACAUACAUGCAUAUAUAUAUUAUACAUUAAAUUUUUUUUUUUUAACGUUACGUGAUUUUUAAGCACUGUGGCAUCGAUUCAUCAAUGAUGCAUCUAAAUUAUUUAUGUCGCAUCAUUUUAAUACGUGUGUUAUCACAUCUCGUUGAUAGAUGACACAAUAUGUGAUUGUUAUGAUUCUAAUUUUACUACAAUAAAAUAUUAUACCAAUAUUUUUUAUGUUCGAUUAUUGAGCAGCAAAACCUGUCAGUUAUGGGAUGCAUCUCCUUUGCAACAUCGCGUCUAUUUCUCCUUGUAUUGUAGGAAUCUUUGUAAGUGGGGCCUCGGCGAGUGCGAAUCGUUUCUGCAUUACCGACGGCAGCGAAGCGCGCUCGUUGCCGAUCUCGCGUUACCGAACCAGGUCGGCAACUCACCGUGCUACGUUCACCAAGCGAUCUCUAAUGUUUAAAUAUUAUUACUACUAUUAUUAUUAUUAUUAUUAUUAUUAUUAUUAUUAUUAUCAUAUUGCAUAUAAUCCUGUAUACAAUUAUUUUUCAUACACUUAUAAAAAUUGUUUAAAUAAUCGAUCAUUUGUAAAUUGUUGUAUACUCGAGUAUCGUUAUAUUUUCUAAAUAAGAUUGUUACUUUUUAAUAUUUGGCAUGUAUAAAUAGGAGAAAAUUUAAUGUGUAAUGAGAAAGCAAAGGCAAUAAAACGUAAUACCAAAUUCUGAA